Molecule: messenger RNA, 3268 nt
Organism: Oryzias melastigma (Indian medaka)
Lineage: Eukaryota; Metazoa; Chordata; Actinopteri; Beloniformes; Adrianichthyidae
Product: WD repeat-containing protein 20
Molecular function (GO): protein binding
Source: RefSeq, a predicted model, not a curated record
GAGACUUAAUGAUUAUUAGGGGGUCCUACUACUUAUUUCCCCUCAAUGAAAGGCAAUUUCUUUAAAGUUAAUUUCUUGAUUUUCUUUGUGAUUUUAUCAAACACCAUCAGGAUGACGGAAUUUAUUUUCAAGUUCAAUAAAAUCAGUGCUUAUUUCCUCCCCUGUAUGUUUAGAUGUUUUAUCCCAAAAUGGUUUUAUUUAUGAAGCAGUUUAUUUUUCUGGAGUGUGUCUUUAAGGCUCUCUGCUCCUGCUGGGUGUCACUGUUUUUUGAGGGGUAAAUCGAGCUGACCAAGGCCGGAUGUCCUCCCUUCACCCCCCUCCCCGGACCACCGUGGGAGUGUGCAGUGUCGGCCCAGCAGCAGACGCAGCAUCCCGCCUCCGUACCGCCGGGUGAUCGGAGGCAGAGCCCCGGCGGAGGCAGAUGUUUUCCGCGGCUCCGACAGGCUGCCUCUGCGGGUUCCUCCUCCAGGCGGCCACCGUAAGAUGCGCCGGGGCGGACCGGGGGUUCUGGUCGGCCUAGCUGAGCUCGGCUGCGGCUGUCGUUCGGUGCUUUGAAUCGCUAUUAUUUCCAGGUCACAAUCUCAGUUUCCUGUGCGGCUCGUCUGCACUGAAAAUGGCCGGAGAUGGCGGCGCUCUGAAGGAUAUCAAUGAGAUUAAAUCGCAGUUCCGGACCCGGGAGGGCUUCUACAAGCUGCUCACCCUCUCCGACUCGCAGCAGCGGGGCGGGCUGCCGCGGGGGCCGUCCGCCGGAGCCACGCUGGGCCCCGGAGCGGGCACCGCUCAGAUCCCCGGCGGAGGGGUCGGGCUACUUCAGGGGCCCGGGGCUGCAGCCGCCGCCGCCGCGGUCGCGGCUUCAGCCUCCUCCAAUGCCGCCACCAACAACUCCCCGACCGGCUUCCUGCCGCCGGUGCGGGUCUCCAUGGUGAAGCUGCAGCCCGAGGACCCGGGCGAGGAGUCGGAGCGGGUGUGCUUCAACAUCGGCAGGGAGCUGUAUUUCUACACCUACACCAACAUCAAGAAGGCCGUGGACCUCAGUAAGCCCAUAGAUAAGAGAAUCUACAAGGGCACGCAGCCGACAUGUCACGAUUUUAACCAGUACUCUGCCACGGCGGAAAGCGUGGCGCUCAUCGUGGGCUUCUCGGCCGGGCAGGUCCAGUACCUCGACCCGAUCAAGAAGGAAACCAGUAAGCUCUUCAACGAGGAGAGACUGAUCGACAAAUCGAAGGUGACGUGUCUGAAGUGGCUCCCCAAGUCGGAGAACCUGUUCCUGGCCUCCCACGCCAGCGGUCACCUCUAUCUCUACAACCUGGACCACCCGUGUGGGACCACCGCCCCGCAGUACUCUCUGCUUCGGCAGGGCGAGGGCUUCGCCGUCUACUCCUGCAAAACCAAGACGCCGCGAAACCCGUUGUUGCGGUGGGCCGUGGGCGAGGGAGGCCUGAACGAGUUUGCCUUCUCUCCUGACGGCGUCCACGUGGCGUGCGUGGGCCAGGACGGAUGCCUGCGUGUCUUUCACUUUGACUCUAUGGAGCUGCAGGGCGUCAUGAAGAGCUACUUUGGCGGGUUGCUGUGCGUGUCGUGGAGUCCAGACGGGAAAUACCUCGCCACCGGAGGUGAGGAUGAUCUGGUCACCGUGUGGUCGUUCGCUGAAAGCCGCGUGGUGGCGAGGGGCCACGGCCACAAGUCUUGGGUGAACGUGGUGGCGUUUGACCCCUUCACAACGUCUUUGGAGGACGAGGAGCCCAUGGAGCUCAGUGGCAGCGAGGAGGACCUCCACCAGGGGGCACCAAAUAACUCCAUGCACUUUGGCCGUGUUCGAACCAGCAGCACGCUCUCGCGGCUUUCUCGGCACAGCUCUAAAGGCGGCGGUUCGGCGGCGGUCACGUACCGCUUCGGCUCGGUGGGGCAGGACACCCAGUUUUGUCUGUGGGACCUGACUGAUGACGUGUUGUACCCCCGCCUGCCGCUGUCCCGGGCUUUCACUAACACUUUUGGGCCUUCGCUGCCCAACUCUGGGAGUGGGGGGGUCAACAGCACCUCCGGUGGUGGCGGUAGUGGAGGUGUUGAGGGACACCAUCACCCCCCCAACACCAACACUGGCACCUCUAACCCCCCCACGCUCCCCCUGCCGCUCCCGCGCUCCUUGUCCCGCUCCAACUCUCUGCCUCACCCCGCGGUUGCAAACGCUUCCAAGAGCCAAGGCGCUCCCGAGGGCGGAGGAGGAGGAGGGGGUGGAGGAGGCGGAGGAGGAGGAGGAGGAAGCAGCGGUGGUGGCGGGAACAGCACUCCAUUCAGCAUCGGCCGCUUCGCCACCCUGUCCCUACAGGAGCGAAAGUCGGACAAGUCUGGGGGCGGCGGCGUGGAGAAGGAGCACAAGCGCUACCACAGCUUGGGCAACAUCAGCAAAAGCAACGACAAGAUCAAUGUGGCGCCGCGGUGCAACCGACUGGACGGCGCCAAGGUCCUGGGCACCACCUUGUGCCCGCGCAUGCACGAGGUGCCGCUGCUGGAGCCCCUGGUCUGCAAGAAGAUCGCACACGAGAGGCUGACCGUGCUGGUGUUCAUGGACGACUGCAUCAUCACAGCCUGUCAGGAGGGGCUCAUCUGUACCUGGGCCCGGCCCGGAAAAUCGAACUUGACAGCACAGAACGGGAACUCCCCGAGUGGCACCGUGGUAUAGCUGGAGGAGAACAUUUGCACUGACCCCCCCCCCGAGUUUCCCUCCUCGUCUCGCCACAGAUCAACCCCAGCUUCCCCCCUCCCUGCAGCAAGCCUGCGCCCUCUGAAGGAAGAAAGCUACCCCACCACCACCACCACCAUCAAACCUCGCAAAAGCCACGGCCACUGUAUUUAAGUUAUUUAUUUUAUCACAAGACUGUGUAGUAAUUUAUACUGUAAAUGAUGAAAAUACUCUAUAAAUAGACGAACAACAGAACUUUGCAGCAGCGAACGUGAAGAUUAUAUGAAGAUGCUUCUAUUGUACAUAACAGCUAUAACGUGAGUGUCUGCUGCGUUAGGGAGCAGGACGAUGUUUCAUUUGGUGUGAUAGUCUGUCAGCGUGUCCCUGAGAGCAGGCCGGGUUCGAUUCCCCCGCAGAGGAGGCGGAGCACCAACACUCUUACACAUUCCAGAGUAACUCACAAACACAGUCCUGUUCUGCUGUAGCAUCUUAUUUAUGUGUCUUGGAUUCCUGUUGCACCCGACUUGCCUCUUGCAAGAAUUUGCACAUAAAAUAAAUCCGCAGUCCAACCCGAUCUGCCAAAAGUCA